GCCGACUCUAGCGGGGUCAUUUGGAAGUACAAGAAUCCCUACUUGCUUUGACACCAGUGGUUUCACACAAAAAGAGUAGCUGCUUCCUAACACGGUCGCCAUGGCGAUCCCACCGCCUUUGGGUCCAUACCCGAGUGGUUCCGCCUUCAGCGGUGUGUUGCCCUCCACGAUUGGGCUUCCGGUGGCGCCCUUCGGACUACAAGUGCAUGCUGAAGACUGCGUUGAUCAGGGCGCAUCACCUAGACCUGCACCGGAGUCACCGAGAUCGCCAAGGAGGUUGAACAAAAGCCAGGAGGUCUACAUUCAGCGCGUGGGAGACCCCAGUCACUUCAAGCCGGCCCCCACUUCAGCCUCCCUGGGGCGCCGCCGCUCCGUGGCCAGCGGCCCUACCGGCGGCGCACGGGCGCGGAGUGAGGUGGUCGAACGGGGCCCGUGGCCACGGGGACUGUCCGCGUGCGCGGUGAAUGCGUGUGCAGUGCCGGAGGUCUUGAAGUUGGAGAAGUUGGGAGAGGAGGCUGAGAUCUUUGAACUCUGUGUCGGGGCGGAGCGUGGACGUGUGCUUUACAGGGCCGUGGCGGGGCUUCUUCAGGGCGUGCUGCUCGGGAUUCUGCUGGCGGCACUGCUGGUCGAGAUCGAACGCCCAGGUUCAGGAGGCGUUGCCUCGCUCAGAUGUUUCACCUUGGCACUGACCGAGUCCUGCUUUACGUUGAAUCUUCUUCGAGCGCAUGAUGGCUAUGCGCAUGGCCUGCAAGGGGAGGACCGCGAUGGCUCUGGAAGCCGCCGAAGAGCCUGGGAGCUAGUGGCCCAUGCGGCGGUGCUGGCGGUGAUGAAUGCAGUAGGGCUGCUGUGCUGCUUGCUGAGUGAGAUGCUUUCAGAUGAAGUGAGGGCCAGUCUGCUUCCCGUGCAAGUUGGCUUCGGACUCCUAGCACUGUGGCCUGCCUUGCUGGACCUCCAAAAGCUCGGCUCAACGCGGCUUCCAACCCAUGUGCUGCAAGCCUUGCUGGGCCCUCCACUCCCACCUCCGCAGAAGUGGACCACGACACGGAGCCCACGCGGACUUGUGGAUCGCCCCCGUGCGGAUCGCUGAGGAUCCGAAGCUUUGGCUUUCGGUGAAGCCAUGACAGGAGAACAGGGAGAAGAGGCGAAGCCAGCCAAGCAUUGACGAACGCUUUUGCCAACUGACAUUCCUGGAGAAAAGCCAAGAUGUGAAGUCCUGUUUUGUGGACCCCUGCCCAAUCCAAGCAGCGAAAUACCAAGAAACUGAAGAAAGAGAGCUGGGAGAAGGGAAGUGGAAGAAGAGAACUGGAAGAAGAGAACUGGAGGAAGGGAACUGGAGGCAGGGAACUGGAGACAGCUAAUGACUGAAGCCAAUGUUGCACCCAACUGCUGUGGUCUUAUGGACAUCUCGCUCGGCCUCACGAUACGGGCCAAGUUGAGGUGGAAUGUUGGCAUGUCCAGCAAAGACUGGAUCAGAGUGGCAGCUUUUUGGCGCCUGAACAAAAGUAUACAUGGA
Durusdinium trenchii is the source of this 1513-nucleotide messenger RNA. The record is from the annotation of a GenBank genome assembly. NCBI's taxonomy places the organism in Eukaryota, Dinophyceae, Suessiales, Symbiodiniaceae.